CUGCUGUUCCUGCUCGAGUGGGAGCUGAGAAUCACCGAGCACGACCUGUACCGCGAGCUCGACUUCUUCCUGGAGCCUGUGCGCAUCAAGAUUGCCGAGAGGCACGCGCGCAAGAUGCGCCACCGCGAGGAGAAGAAGCGCCAGCAGGAGAUGUACGCCGCCGCCGCUCGGUAUCCCAGCCCGGUCUCCAUCCGGAGCUCCCGAUCUCGCCAUGCUAGCCCUGAUCACUACCGCACCCACAGCAGCAGCGGCUCCAGCCACGGGUCCAUCACCCCUCCCAGCCUGGUCUACAGCUCCGCCAGCUCGUAUGCCUCGUCCAUCGCCUCCAGCAGACAGCAGUCGCCGUCUCCGUACAUGUACGGUGCCAGCCAGGGCAGCCUGUACGACUCGCCCGUCGUGGUCAUGGACCGAGACGAGCCCAAGACGCAUGCGCCCAGCGUCCGAAUGCUCUCCUACGACAUCUCCGUCGAGCCCUACGAGCCGAUGAACGAGGUGACGACCAAGAAGCGACACAGGCGCGCAUUGUGGGAGCGUCUCAUCGGCUCUGCCGCCGUUGCUGUCCGAUAA
Messenger RNA from Trichoderma citrinoviride, 567 nucleotides. RefSeq lists its product as hypothetical. Lineage: Eukaryota; Fungi; Ascomycota; Sordariomycetes; Hypocreales; Hypocreaceae. The transcript has a single exon. The record is from RefSeq and is a predicted model, not a curated record. The annotation marks the transcript as partial.